Felis catus (domestic cat) is the source of this 1083-nucleotide messenger RNA. RefSeq names its product transmembrane protein 54 (gene TMEM54). The coding region runs from base 204 to 872 and encodes 222 amino acids. NCBI's taxonomy places the organism in Eukaryota, Metazoa, Chordata, Mammalia, Carnivora, Felidae. The transcript is spliced from 6 exons. The record is from RefSeq and is a predicted model, not a curated record.
CGAGCCGCCAGGGCCCGCCCGGGGCUGGGCCGCCCGGGGGGUGACGGGAAGGGAGGCCGGCCGGGCGCCGGCGAGCCCGGGACCCAGACGCGGCGCGGGCGGGCGCCCAGGCUGCGGACCGGGAUGGGAGCGGGGCCCCGCGGCCGGCCGCGGCACCCGGAGCCCCGCUGAAGCGGCCGCGGAGAGCCCGCGCGGGAGCCGAGAUGUGUCUGCGCCUGGGUGGCCUGAGCGUGGGGGACUUCCGGAAGGUGCUGAUGAAGACAGGGCUGGUGCUGGUAGUGCUGGGCCAUGUGAGCUUCAUUGCAGCCGCUCUUCUGCACGGCACUGUGCUGCGCUACGUGGUUGCCCCACGCGAUGCCGUGGCUCUGCAGUACUGCGUGGUCAACAUCCUCUCUGUCACGUCCGCCAUCGUGGUCAUCACCUCAGGCGUUGCAGCCAUCGUGUUGUCACGCUACCUCCCCAGCAUCCCCCUGCGCUGGACAGUGUUUAGUUCGAGCAUGGCCUGUGCCCUUCUUUCUCUGACCUGUGCCCUGGGCCUCCUGUCCUCCAUCGCCGUGACCUUUGCCACCCAAGGCCGGGCGCUGCUGGCUGCCUGCACUUUUGGAAGCCCCGGACUGCUCGUACUGGUGCCUGACUGUCCCUUCGACCCCACGCGCAUUUACAGCUCCAGCCUGUGCCUCUGGGGCAUCUCGCUAGUGUUCUGCGUGGCAGAGAGCGUGUUUGCUGUGCGCUGUGCCCAGCUCGCCCACCAGCUGCUGGAACUGAGGCCCUGGUGGGGGAAAAGCAGCCACCACAUGAUGCAGGAGAGCCCAGAGCCCGUGGAGGGCCAUGACCUGCUGAGCUGCACCAGCUCUGAGCCGCUGACCCUCUGAGAGCUGGUGGCCCGUCCAGGCCCCGUGACCACUGGGGCCCCCUGCAACCAAGUCUGCACUGUGACCAGGUCAGGAUUCCUGGAACAGACCCGAGAGGUUUCACUGGUCACUCAGGGGCCCGGGUGGGGCUUUCAACCCCUUCCCUCAGCUACCCAGCCCACUGCACUGAAAUGAGACUUUAUUCUGAAGUUAUUAAAAAGAACAGAGAUGC